Molecule: messenger RNA, 3660 nt
Organism: Sebastes umbrosus (honeycomb rockfish)
Lineage: Eukaryota; Metazoa; Chordata; Actinopteri; Perciformes; Sebastidae
Product: leucine-rich repeat and immunoglobulin-like domain-containing nogo receptor-interacting protein 3
Exons: 4
Coding region: 744-2612 (622 amino acids)
Molecular function (GO): protein binding
Source: RefSeq, a predicted model, not a curated record
UCGCUGCUCUCAGUCUCUCCGUUUUUCUUCCUGCCUGGAUGUUUAGAGAGACUCCCUAAGCCGUACGCCCGGCAGCCCACUGAAUUGUGAAUCCAAACAGCCGGAGCAGCAGCAGAUAGACAGUGACUGAGAAGAGGGAGGGAGGGAGGUAGUGAGAGAUAAAGAGCGAGAGAGCAGGGAGAGGGAGAGAGAGAGAGAGAUGAAAAGCAUGCUAAGCGAGAGAGAGGCGCUCACACUGAAGGAGGCAGAGGCAACAGCUACAGCAACAGCACGCUCCUUCCCCAUCCUCCCUCUCCUCUCUCAUAAUCCCACAUCCACGCCAGGGGAGAUGGAGGGCGCCCUGACCCGCUGAGGAGCACUGUUUGAAGGAGAGGAAAAUCUCACAUGAGCCCCCCCUCCUGUGAGUGCCAGGAUCAUAUUUUUGGGACAAUAACCAACAAGGAGUGAAAGGAGUUGUGUACACAAACGAGCCUGCCGGCGGGAGGGAGGGAGGGGGAUGAGUGGCAGGUUUGGUACAGCUGCUGAUGCCAGGGUCUGAGAGUGAGACGGAGACGGACUGAGGAGCGGAGGGGCUGGCACGUGUGGAGCAGUGUCGGCAACUUGUGGGCCAGGAGGAGAGGAAAAUAGAUUCGCAUACGCACACAGCUGGACAGAUGAGGAGGCAUCAGGGACCACGCUUCAGUCCUGGGUGUAUGGUGCACUGACCCUGCCUGCGACAGGCGAGGAGUCAGAGGACCAGGGCCAUGAAUGGCUCUCCUGGCCCUGGUGGGCGUGCCUUAGUGCCAUGGCCGAGGAUGUGGCGAUGGGUCCUGGCUUCUUCUUUGGUUGCCGUAAUAACCUUGACGCUGCCAGGAAGUAGCCAGGCCUGUCCGCCACGGUGCGAGUGCUCGGCUCAGCUGAGGUCAGUGUCGUGCCAGCGGCGGCGGCUCACCAACAUCCCAGAGGGGAUCCCCACCGAGACACAACUUCUGGACCUCAGCAAGAACCGGCUCCGCUGGGUGCAAGCAGGUGACCUGGCGCCGUACCCGCGGCUGGAGGAAGUGGACCUCAGUGAGAACCUUAUCGCCACAUUAGAGCCCAAUGCCUUCGCCACCCUGCAGAGUCUUAAAGUGCUGAAGUUAAGAGGAAACCAGCUAAAGUUAGUGCCCAUGGGGGCUUUCGCUAAGCUGGGCAAUCUGACCAGUUUAGACCUGAGCGAGAACAAGAUGGUGAUUUUAUUGGACUACACCUUCCAGGAUCUGAGGAGUCUGAAACAUUUGGAGGUGGGAGACAACGACCUGGUUUAUAUCUCCCACAAGGCGUUCUCAGGGCUGCUGGGGCUGGAAGAUCUCACAAUAGAGCGCUGCAACCUGACAUCCAUCUCUGGCCAGACGUUGUCUUACCUGCGCAGCCUGGUCACCCUUCGCCUCCGUCACCUCAGCAUCAUUGCCCUGGAGGACCAGAACUUCCGCAAGCUCUCCAACCUGCGGGGUCUGGACAUCAAUCACUGGCCGUACCUGGAGUACAUCUCCCCUCUUAGUUUCCAGGGCCUGGACCUCCACUGGCUCUCCAUCACCAACACCAACAUCACCUCUGUCCCCUCCGCCUCCUUCAAGAACAUGGUGCACCUCACCCACCUCAACUUGUCCUACAAUCCCAUCUCCUCGCUAGAGCCCUGGGCCUUCAGGGACCUGCUGAGGCUGAAGGAGCUCAUCAUGGUAAGCACAGGGUUGAUGACGGUGGAGCUCCAUGCCCUCGGAGGCCUUCGACAGAUCCGGGUCCUCAACUUCUCCUCCAACGACCUGCAGACUCUUGAAGAGGGCUCCUUCCACUCUGUCAACAGCCUGGAGACCCUCAGAGUGGAUGGGAACCCCCUGCUAUGUGACUGCCGUCUGUUGUGGAUCCUGCAGAGACGCAAGACCCUCAACUUUGACGGCAGAGUGCCGGUGUGUGCGGGGCCGGUGGAGGUGCAAGGCGUCAGCCUCAGCUCCUUCACCGACUCUGCACUCUUCGAUCACUUUACAUGCCAGAAACCUAAGAUACGCAACCGUAAGCUGCAGCAGGUGGUCGCUCGCGAGGGCCAGCCCGUGAGUUUUCUGUGUCGAGCUGAAGGAGAACCUCCGCCUGCUAUUGUCUGGAUUUCCCCACAGCGCAGACGGAUCACAGCUAAGAGCUCAGGGCGCAUUACUGUUCUCCCCAGUGGCACCCUGGAGAUCCGCUACGCCCAGCUUACUGACAGCGGAACAUACAUCUGCAUCGCCAGUAACGCCGGAGGCAAUGACACCUACUUUGCCACACUCACAGUGCGUGGCCAGCCGCUAGACGCCGCCUCAGCCUUCUUUCUCAACCGCUCGCUGUACAGCGGCGAGUUCUUCAACGACACAAAUCUUAACAGCACGCGCGUUUUCCUCAAGUUCACCUUGGACCUGACCACCAUCUUGGUCUCCACGGCAAUGGGUUGCAUCACCUUCCUGGGGGUAGUCCUCUUCUGUUUUCUGCUGUUGUUCGUGUGGAGCCGGGGACGCGGCCAGCGCAAGAACAACUUCACAGUGGAGUACUCCUUCCGGAAAUCUGAACCCGUCACCGGCAGCUCCUCAGGAGGGACCAGGAAGUUCAAUAUGAAGAUGAUAUGAAACAACGCAGCCAGGGGUCCCUCGGGGGAGGCAUGAGCACGUCCCAAAAACGUGUUUGACACACGCAAACGCACACAGCCACUGACUCACAAAGAAGUGUGAAAGCACAAUAUAAGUUCCUGUCUAUUGGCUCUAUUAAAAAUUGAGCGCCCACAUCAAAAGCGGAGCCACGACACGAUUUGGUUUGAUUUGUGAAUGAAAUCAAAAUGACCCUGAUCUCUCUGCCUCUCAGCAAUUUAAUUCAGCUUUUGGUGAAAAACAUGUUUAAAUGAUACUGUAAAGAACUACAGUAUUGAUAGAUUUGAAAGAGCUACUUUUCGCCCAUGUUUGAUAAGAAUAAUAGAGUUAAGAAUAUAGCAGAUAAGUUUUUGAAAUUGGCAUGAUUACUGAGCUGCGGGAUACCGGUAGCCCUGUUUCUCUGUUACAUUAAUGAGAUCAUGAAAAAGAUGUGCUCUUUCAUUUAAAUUCCCCUUUACUGUAUUCUGUGCAGUCAGGGAUUUUUAAAAGAAAUGUGAUGCAGGGAGACCUGGCUACCAUCCAUUUAAAGCAUUUGUAGCUACGCUCCUCUAAAGUCUGCCUUGUUAAGAUUCAUGCAUGUAGAAAUGCAGUUAAGUUGUAAGUUCACACCACCGAAUAAAACAAAUUGUUUUAAAAGACAGUUUGAAUAUGUUUUUCUAUAGAACAGCCUCCUUUAUCUAUUCUGACCACGGCUGAACAGUGAGGAGGGUUCUUCAUUAUCGCCUUAUGUCAAACUUAAUGGCUGUAAAAUCUGAUCUGAUCACAAUAUCUGAUAAGAUUUGGAUCAUUCACAUAAAAGACAAAUAGACAAAAGAUUUCUUCUUUGUGAGAUUUUUGCGACAACUUUAGCUGUGUGAGUUUGGGACGAGCGCACUGGCCGAGAGCUGCCGUGGCUGCCCGUGGCCCGGAGGGUUUGGUAAGGAAGUCAAGCCCACCAGACACGGGCAGCCACAGUAACCAUAGCAACCAACACAAUAGAGAGCAAUGGGGACCGGGCUGGCGGCCGCAGGAGGGUCGCUGGGUAGAAGGG